This is a messenger RNA of Nerophis ophidion (straightnose pipefish), 2000 nucleotides long. RefSeq names its product follistatin-like 3 (secreted glycoprotein) (gene fstl3). The record is from RefSeq and is a predicted model, not a curated record. Gene Ontology annotation, biological process: multicellular organism development; negative regulation of activin receptor signaling pathway; regulation of BMP signaling pathway. NCBI's taxonomy places the organism in Eukaryota, Metazoa, Chordata, Actinopteri, Syngnathiformes, Syngnathidae. Bases 123 to 866 code for a protein of 247 amino acids. The transcript is spliced from 5 exons. Gene Ontology annotation, molecular function: protein binding; activin binding.
CAACACAUUCAUUCACAUAAGGAGGGAGUGAGAGGCUUACACAGCGAGUUAGAGUGAGGAAGUUAAAGCUAGAGGAACGUCACUUCUUUUGCUCCCUUUUUUUUUCGGAACUACAGGUCAAAAUGAUGAACUUUUUGAUGUUUGCUGUCAGUCUCACUUUCUGUCAGAUUGGGAGGAAUCCUGCCUGUGCCGGGAUGUGCUGGCUGCAGCAGAGCCAGCGGUGUGACAUGGUGCUGAUGAGAGGGGUCACCAGAGAGGAGUGCUGUGCCGGGGGCCGUCUGAACACAGCCUGGUCCAACGCCAGCCUGCCCAUGAACGAGGUCAGCCUGCUGGGGUUCUUGGGAAUUGUCCCCUGCAAGCCCUGCAAAGAGACGUGCGAGGGCGUCAAGUGCGGCCCUGGGAAAGUGUGCAAGAUGAAAACGGGAAGGCCGCAGUGCAUGUGCUCUCCCGACUGCUCCCACGUCGCGCGUCAGCACGCCGUGUGCGGAAGCGACGGCAAGUCCUACAAGGACGAGUGCGUUCUGCUGAUGGCGCGCUGCAUGGGACACCCCGACCUUGAGGUCAUGUACCAAGGAGAGUGCAAAAAGUCGUGUGCCAACGUUGUAUGUCCGGGGACGCACACCUGCGUGACCGACCAGACCAACAGUGCCCACUGCGUCAUGUGCCGUUCCACGCCCUGCCCCAGACCCCUGCCUUCCGAGCAGCCCAUCUGCGGCAACGACAACAUCACUUACCCCAGUGCCUGCCACCUUCGCCGCGCCACCUGCUUCCUUGGCCGCUCUAUAGGAGUACGCCACUACGGCCAUUGCAACAGUCCUCCAAGAAAACCACAACUUUUCGAGGGCAGCGAGGAAAACGCCGUCUAGAUUCUACCGAGCUCGCCGGUCUCUUUCCAAUAUGACCUCUAUCGGGUUUUCUCAUGACAAUCAUCCCUCCCUUUUGUAGACACUUUGAUAUUUACGCAGUGGUGUAGUGCGGGCGAAAAUAUGCAUGCUAGUAGUUUUUCACAGUAGCAAUAUAAAUAGGGCCGCUCCCUCCACAACCCAUUUAGAGUCCCUGUGUGUCAUAGCCAGUCUGCAAUGACGUCUUCAAGGUUUGAAUUAUGUGUUAAUGCAAAUUCAGUAAUGCGCCCUACCUCUGCCAAACCUAAUUUGGUUUGAUACAUCUGCUGAAAGACACAAAAAGAGAACGUAUGGUGGCACCCAAAGGCUAAGAACCUUUGUUCAGAAGCCCUCUGCAAAAACAUGCAUGCUAAAAAGUACAGCAAUUUGUAUUAAUUGGUGGCAGAUGAACACAUCCAGAUAAAGACAUAACUCUUCGGGAGACGUGUGCAUAUUGUAAAUAGAUUACCACAACUAUUUAUUGGAGAAGGUAUCAAUCACUAUUUAUGUUCUUAAUCCUAUUAACAAAACAAUGUAUCCAAAUUGCUAUGUAUUUAUUGUGUUUAUUUUUAUUCUCCCACGGGCGAACUACAUUUUUUACAGCCUUAUUUCCCAAUAGUUUUUUUCCCCCACUGUCAUUUGGGUGGAAAGCCAGUUUUAGCUCAGCAAUUUUUAAAGCUGCACUGUGAUUGUUAAAGUUAUUUUUGGGGGGGGCUAGCAGAGAUCUAAACUAACAUAUUAACCUGUUAUGUUUUCAGCAACCAGAUCCAAACAACUGCAACAAUAUCUCCUCUGUCAAACACCCUUUUUGUUUUUGUAAAUACCUUGCUUUGUAAGACAUAGUCCAUCAACCCGGUACUGUUUUGUGCUCCAAUUUGAUUGGUAUUCUUAAAAGAAUUUAGCAGAGGGGGGAGAGGCGAAGAUUGAAUUAGUCUCGGAAUGGACCACAGUAGCUAUAUAGGCCAACACUUGAUGUAGUCUUCCCUUGUGUUGACAUCUGGCAGGUGAUCCCAAUGAACUUCUAAAGUCAAUCCUCCAUGGUGAACUGACCGUACAAACUUCUUCCUUUCUGUGUGUAAUACCUACUGUGAAAUUUCAGCAAUAAAUGCGUAGAAUUUU